AUGUCACUAGAUCGCCACAUCCUUUCUUUCUUAAGAGCGCUAGUUUCUUCACGAGAGCGAAAAGUUGCGACAGCUGGCGUAGUCAUAGGCAUCCUUUACCUUUUAAAUUGGAGUCAGCGCAAAACAUCAGCAAAAAUCUCCCUUGGCCACCGAAGCAAAAAAUCAAAUAAAGGCACUGUGGAUCUUGAGUUUUUCAAGCGUAUAAUUGAGCUAAUAAAAAUUGUAGUCCCAAGCUGGAGAUCUCUGGAGAUGUUUAAUCUUGUGCUACUUAGUGCUUUAUUAAUUGCAAGAACUCUUCUCAGCAUCUCUAUAUCAAGCGUCAACGGAAGAAUCGUAAAAGCAAUUGUCACUCGAGAUUUCAAUUUGUUUAUGAAAAGAGUAAUUUUUACAUAGAUAAUUCAAUUAGCAAUGUUUGCAAUCCCUGCUUCAAUGGUAAACAGUGGGCUUGACUAUUUGAAUCAUAAGCUCGCUAUUCAGUUUCGUGCGAAAAUGGCUUAUUAUUUGAAUCAAAAAUACCUUACAGGACUGAUUUAUUACCAAAUGAGCAAUCUUGAUAACAGAAUAGCUAACCCUGAUCAAAGAUUUACUCAGGAUAUCGACAAAUGGGCAUCUUGUCUUAGUAAUUUGUAUUCAAAUAUUACUAAACCUUGCUUAGAUAUAUUUUUAUUCAGUAGAAAACUAUCAGACUUAGUAGGUGCUGAAGGACCUAUUUUUAUUAUUGGCUGGUAUUUUCUUUCAGGAAUUAUCAUAAAAUUCAUAACGCCUCCAUUUGGGCUUCUUACAGCUCAAGAGCAACAGAAUGAAGGCUUAUAUCGAGCUUGCCAAAGUGAUCUUGUCAACCAUUCUGAAGAAAUUGCUUUUUAUCGAGGCAAUGACUGGGAAAAACGAAGAAUUAACAACACCCUAGAUAAAAUUGUAAAACACAUCAAUGAUAUACUGACAAAAAGAUUUUUCAUGGGAACUUUUGAUAGCAUGCUUGUGAAAUAUGGAGCCACUAUGACUUCUUAUGGAGUCCUUGGACUGCCUGUAUUUGGACCUAAUAGAGAAAAAUACUUCGCGAGGAUAGGAAAUGACCCAAGUUCUAUUACCAGAGAUUAUAUAAGAAAUUCAAGUCUAUUGAUAAAUUUAGCAAAAGCAAUAGGAAGGCUGGUGGUAUCUUAUAAAGAUUUGCAGUCUUUAGCUGGAUAUACCACACUUAUUCAUGAAGCAAAGGUGGUAUUGGAAGAUUUGGCGAAUGGAAAGUAUCAAAGGACGAUGAUGGAAGGAGCUGUUUAUGACCAAAAGUCAAGGGGAACUUAUAUAAUAGCUGAUUACAUUAAAUUUGAAAAUGUGCCUGUGGUAUCACCUAAUGGAGACCUUUUAAUAGAAAGACUUUCUUUUACAAUAAAGCCAGGCAUGCACACCUUUAUUCAAGGACCAAAUGGAUGUGGCAAAUCUUCAUUAUUCAGAAUUCUUGGCGAGCUUUGGCCAUUAUUUUCAGGGACUGUAUAUAAACCGCCUAUGGAGCAGCUUUUUUAUAUCCCACAAAGGCCAUAUUUACCACACGGAAGUCUCAGAGAGCAAAUUAUUUACCCACACUCUAGAGAGCAAAUGGAAAAACUAGGUUAUAAUGAUGAAUAUUUAGAAAAUCUUAUGAGAAUUGUGAGGCUAGAAGACAUAAUAGAAAAGAGAGGAGGGUUCGAGCAAGUUGAGGACUGGAAUGAUACUUUAAGUGGUGGCCAAAAACAAAAGGUCGCUAUGUGUAGACUGUUAUACCAUAAGCCAAAAUUUGCAAUACUUGAUGAAUGCACAAGUGCAGUCAGUAUGGAUGUGGAAGGAAGCAUUUAUCAGCAUUAUAAAGAUAACGGCAUUACACUGAUUACUGUCUCACAUAGAGAAAGCCUGCUGAAGUACCAUAACCAUAUUUUGAAAUUUGAUGGUGAAGGCGGAUGGAAUUUCUAUACAAUUUUGCCAGAUUCUUAG
This is a messenger RNA of Blepharisma stoltei, 1962 nucleotides long. The record is from the annotation of a GenBank genome assembly. Lineage: Eukaryota; Ciliophora; Heterotrichea; Heterotrichida; Blepharismidae.